ACCAGUUGCGCCCCGCACUCUGCCGCGUCCGCGUCCCGAGCCGAACCGAAGCCGAGUUGGGUCGAGUGUGCUGUGGGAGUGCGGCAGUGGUGGACGCCGAUCGCGACGCCUUCGCGCAAGGCUGGUUUGGCGGACUCCGGGGGACAUCCCUUGCGCCCUGGCAGUGUCUGGGAGUGACUGGGGGCAGUCGUUGGGUUGCCGCACAGGGAAGUCCCGCCGAGGGUGGCCCUGCAGGGCAGACCCCAAGGACAGCAGGACUCGCAGGGACGUCCCACCGUCCCAUCCCGGCCGCCACCGACUCGACGCUCUGCCUGGAGCUCCUGGAGUUCCUGCAGCCGGCUGGAGUGACUCCAGUGGCGUCGCUGGAGCGCGGUGCUGCGCGGCGUGGCCUGGCGUAGCGCGGCGCGCAGCCUAGCGGCCUUACCUGCCCGAGAGUCCUCGGCCGGUCCUCGACCCGGCUCCCCGGCCGCCUCGGCUUGGCACCUUGGCUCGCCGCUCGGCUCGGCGUCUCUUGGGUCUUCUUCACCUCCGUCUACCUGAGCGGUGCGCGGCGCGCCGUGGCCGUGGGUGCAGUGCUUUAGGGUCCAGUUCAGUGCAGUGCGUGCGCGAGUGCGUGUGUGUUUGUGCGCGUGUGCGUGUACCGCGUAGUGAGUGAGUGCUAGCAUGCCAGUGCAGUGAACAUGGCGAACGAGAAGAAGAAGAAGAAGGCCAACGGGGACACGACGGCGCUCAACAUGGAGCCCCCCGGCAAAGUGGGCAAAGCCGGUACGGCGGACAGCAACGCCAACGCGGAGCGCCAGCCCCUGACCGCCAACAACCACAGCAGCAGCGCGGACGCGGAGCGCGCCGACGCCGACCCGCUGCCGGCCUCGGACCCCCACAAGGAGAAGCUGCUGGCCGCCGAGGAGGGCGACGUCGCCGCCACCGUGGUGAACGGCGCCAACGGCGGCCCCAAGAAGCCGGGCCUCGCCAAGUCCGGCACCAUCGACAGGCUGCAGAUGCGGCGCCGGGAGCUGGAGGAGCACCUGCGCACGCGGACGGGGCUGUCGCGGCAAGGCCUGCUGUGGGCCAUGGCGGCCGUCAUGCUGCUGCUGCUGCUCGCCGUCAUCACCCUGUCGCUGGCCGUGGCCUGGCCGCGCAUCCCGCACCGCCUGCAGUACCCCGCCUGCACCAGCACGCCCUGCCUCAUGUCUUCGGCGCAGAUGCUGCCCCGCAUGAACCCCACCAUGGACCGCUGCACCGACUUCUGGAACUUCUCGUGUGGCGGCUGGCUGGACAGCACGCCGCUGCCGGCCUCGGCGGGCCGCUGGGACGAGCAGGAGCAGCAGAGGGCCCAGGGUAGAGACAAAGCUCGACGUCUAAUAUCUGUACUAAAUCAUCCUACCAACUUUAAGUCCGUACCCUGGAAGUUGAAGUACUUUUACGAAUCUUGUAUGGCCUUGGACAAUGUUGAAGCUGACAGAGAAAGACCUCUAAUGAAGAUUAUAAGUGAACUGGGAGGUUGGCAUGUUCGCCGUGAAUUCAGUUUAUUAUCAUGGGACUAUAAACGUGUCCUGACCCUGCUGCACUCGAAGUAUGGAGUGGAACCAUUCUUUGGUAUAUCAGUUGUCACUGAUGUGAGACGGCCCAACCAGAGCAUCAUCAAGGUUGGACCGUCAGCAUUGGGGCUACCAGAUCGCUCCUAUUAUUAUCGCCCUGUCAACAGCCCAGUUGUUUUGGCUUACAAACGUUAUUUGAAGGAUGUUGCUCAACUUCUUGGAGCUAUAAAUACAGAUGCCUCUUCAUUUAGUGAGGAAAUGUUCUAUUUUGAGAGGCGCAUUGCAGAAAUAUUGUCGGAGAAUAGUACUCUGAAAACUGAUCCGAUUGCUUCCUAUCAUCGCCUUACCCUCGCAGAAUUGAAAGUAUCAGCUCCAUCUAUACCGCUUCAUGAUAUUCUGCUUGCCAAGUUCCCUCAUGGAAAUAUAGACGAUAGCAUGGCCUUGCUUGUUCCUUCUAAAAUGUACUUAAGUGAGAUCUCUUCCAUCAUUUCCACAACAGAUAGAGGUGCUCUCAACAACUAUCUCAUGUGGAGGCUUGCAAGUGCAUACAUGCCUUAUUUGUCAGAACACUUUAGAGAUAUCCUCAGUUUACAUCAAAAGGAGAUGGCUGGUAUAAAGGAAUCCUUCGAUCGGUGGGAAAUGUGUACUGCUACUCUACAGAAAUUUAUGGGUUUUGCUUUAACUUCACUCUCUCAACGAGCUAGUAACAAUUCAGACAACGUGAAAACUGUGAUCACUGAAAUUUUUGAGGAAAUCCGAGCCACAAUCCAAAAGAAUAUUGAGGAGUCCUGGUCUCCAAAUGAACUGCGCACCCAUGUUGUGGAUAAGCUGACAACAUUGUCACUUCAAGUUGGGCUGCCAGAACCUUUCUCAGCUGAUCGCUACUUAGAAGAUUUAUACAUGCAUCUAAAUGUGCAGAAGAAUGAUUUUUUCCAAAACAUUUUGUAUGGGAUUACAUACCUUCAGGAGGAACAGGAGCGCAGAUUGAAUAAUCCAUCUGAGGAACACAGGUGGAUUGAUGCUGUGACCGGUUUCCAUGUAGAAUACAUUCCUACAGCCAAUAAAAUUGUGGUCCCUCCCAGUGUCCUGAACGCUCCGUUCUUUGACCCUGCUUACCCACUGCCUGUGCUUUUUGGCCGCAUUGGCGUUCAUCUGGCAAGAGCAAUUGUUUCUGCCACUUUACCGUGGAACAACUUGUAUGCUGCCAAUGGAAGUCUUUUGGGUCCAUUGGAUCCUGCUGUCAACCAGUCCCAUCUUAUGACCCACCAAGCAACUACAUGUCUUUCAAAGUUUGUUAUUUCGAAAAAACUGGCUGAGCUUCCCUGGACUGCAAACAGGACUGCUCUGGAUACAAUUCAAUGGGUUGCCUCUGUGCAACAGGCUUAUGAGGCUUUUGUGAGGGUGGAAGAAUCUCUCCAGCAUACACACCAACCAGCGAUGGAGAGCAUGGAACCGAAAGAACUGUUUUUCUUAAACUUUGCACAGAGCUUGUGUGCAAAGAGAAGUCCAGAGCAGGCAGACUUAGAUGAAGUUACCAGCCCUUCCUUAAGCAAUGAAUCAGUGUUGCAGGUGGUCAUAUCACAGUUGAAGGCAUUCUCAGAAGUCUAUCAUUGUCAUGGCGAUUCUUCACCGUCCUAUGGAUAUGAGUCAUGUCCACGAGUUUUUUAGCAUUGGCAGUUGCUACUGCCUUCAAAUAUGGCAGUAUUAAAGUGUAAAACUUGAAUCACUUCUGUAAAAAGAUCUCUGCACAUUAAGACAUGAAAAGUAACUAUUGUAAGUUCAAGUCCCUCCAGAGUUCAUUGUUUUUCUGCUUUGUAUAGAUCUGAAUUAUCCAGUCCAGUUGAUUGUAUUGUACGUGUAUUGCCUCAGAAAGUUUCUCAGAAAUUCCUGGGCAAAUACUUUUGUGCCAACAUGAAGCAAACAUGAACAGUGAUGAAAUUUCAUCACAAUUCACAUCUGAAUAAAAAUUGAAUUAUGCUAUAUUAUUUAUAUGCAUAGUACUAUAUGUCUAUAAGUCAUAUUGACUUAGCGUUCAAUCAAUGGCAUUUAUUAUAAUGUAUGAGGAUACAUUUUGCUUUUCAAAUCAUUUUAAUACGUAUCCCUCUGUACAACUAGUUAAAUUAUUCAAAGUAGGUUACUUUCUAAAUGACACUGUAUCCUGUAUCCCUGAAUAUUGCUUUGUUUGGGACUGAAGAUUUUAAAGCUGUUCAAGCUAUUGUUUUGUCGACGCAUCAUAGACCACCACUCUUUUGUAUAAUAUUGAUGCACUGUUGCAAGCUAUUUGAAGAACAUUGUAAGAGUAAACUCAUUCUUGAGACAACAUCUGGAUAGAUUAGGUAGAGUGUAUGUUCUCAAAUAGAAAGUUGUACAAAGUAAUUUUUUGAUCAUAGUGUCAUUUCUUCUUAAUGCUUAGAAAAUGAUAGACUACAUAAGACAAGACAAUUUUAUUUUGCAAAUGAGUGUUAAAAUUCUGUGAUAAAGAGUAUAUUUAAAAUGUAAGAUUUAUGUUAUUUUUAAUGAUUUCACAGUAUUUUGUCCUGUAACAACUGUACUCCGUUAGUAAAUUAUACAUAGCUAAAUGUUUUUCCUAUCCCUUUCACGCUCUCAUUCAUUAUCAGUAUCAUCCAGUUAUCCUUGUCGGAUGUGUCACUCCACUAGUACUCAGUUGUGUCCCCAUGUAGAAUGGACCAACAAAUAAACAUGUUAAAGAGAAGUGAAAGCAGAGAUGAUCUGUGGGCAUUGCAAUGGGUAUCUGAUAGAAAAAAAUAAAAGGCAACCCAUGUAUUAUAUAUAGA
Thrips palmi is the source of this 4333-nucleotide messenger RNA. RefSeq names its product endothelin-converting enzyme 1-like. NCBI's taxonomy places the organism in Eukaryota, Metazoa, Arthropoda, Insecta, Thysanoptera, Thripidae. Gene Ontology annotation, cellular component: plasma membrane. Gene Ontology annotation, biological process: protein processing. Bases 681 to 3206 code for a protein of 841 amino acids. The record is from RefSeq and is a predicted model, not a curated record. The transcript has 15 exons. Gene Ontology annotation, molecular function: metalloendopeptidase activity.